Molecule: messenger RNA, 1347 nt
Organism: Fusarium falciforme
Lineage: Eukaryota; Fungi; Ascomycota; Sordariomycetes; Hypocreales; Nectriaceae
Product: FAD dependent oxidoreductase
Exons: 1
Coding region: 1-1347 (448 amino acids)
Cellular component (GO): cytoplasm
Molecular function (GO): oxidoreductase activity
Source: RefSeq, a predicted model, not a curated record
AUGUCUCUCUCUAAGGACGGAAUCUACGAAAAAGGCGUCAUCGACCCCGGCUUCCCAGCCAAGACACCAACCCAGCCCUUCUGGUUCACGCACAACUCCAAGAUCAGCAAGCUACAGUCCACUUGGCAUGAUUCCGCCGACAUUGUCAUCAUCGGCUCGGGCCUGACGGCGGCCAGUCUCUGCUACGAGUUGCUGGUCAAGCGCGGGACGAACCUCAAGAUCGUUGUAGUCGAGGCUCGCGAUCUAUGCUCGGGAGCCACUGGGCGAAAUGCGGGGCACAUCAAGCCCUUUAGCCCCGGGGUGUGGUACGACCGGAAGAAGGUUUUUGGACCUGAGGAAGCUGUCAAGAUCAUGGAGUACGAGCACGGCCACCUAGAUGAGCUGGCCAAGUGUGCCAAGGAGAACAAGAUCGAAUGCGAUCUGGACAUCCUGGAAGGGCUGGAUGUCUACUUUGACGAGAAGGCCUUGCGCGAUGCCCAAAAAGCCGUUGAGGACAUGCGGAGGUACAGCCCUGCCCUCGCAGAUCGCUAUACCUUUUACGACUCUCCCGACAGCCUCCGCGCCCGAAACUGUCCUCGCGAUUGCAUCGGAGCCGUCGGCAUGCGUGCUGGCUCAAUGUGGCCGUACAAAUUCGUCAGUGGGCUGUUUGAGAAGUUCGUCGAGGAAAAGGGCCUCUUGAUACAGACAAACACCGUCGUCACCUCAAUCACCGAUCGCGAUAACGAGGAAUUCGCUACUGUCACCACCACACGGGGAGACAUCAAGGCCGCACACGUCAUCCACGCCAACAACGCCUGGAUCGGCCACCUGGUCCCGGAGCUGCGUCCUUUCGUAUCUCCUGUACGUGCAAAUGCGCAGCGUUGGAUGCCCAAGGAGCCCGCCGAGCGUCGCAAGAAUUCGUGGUGGAUUAGGUAUGGCGAGAAGGACUACGAUGCAAUCAUCCACAGAAAAGACGGCUCAUACAUCCUGGGACGCGCAAACACCGGUCGAAGAGCCACUGCAGAUGAUACAGCGGUCGAUCUGCUCCCCCAGAAGCAUCUUGGAGCCGUAACCCCUGUCGUCUUCGACUUUGGCGCCAACAUGGACAAGACACAUGGCUGGAGUGGCAUUGUCGCGUUUACGCACGAUGGCAAUCCCUUUGUAGGCCGCUUGCCCUUCCACAAUCGCACUCAUCAAUGGGUGUGCGCGUCGUACCACGCCACAGGCAUGAUCAGGGCGUUCAAGUCGGCCCAGCUGCUGGCGCACCUGUUUUUUGGAGAGGACGUGCCUGAGGCGUACCCUCGCUCCAUGCUCUUGACGGAUGCCAGGGUCGCUUCGUGGCGUGGCGAGAUUACUAGCAAGCUGUGA